AUGAAGUUCACUCUGAUCUCCUCCGCUCUCUUCCUGGCCACCGCUUCCAUGGCCUCCCCAGACGGUCUUGACGUGAACUCCAUCGUCUCCAACGCCGAAGGCAUCUACUCAACUGCCGUCGACGGUGGCCAAUCCAUCGGAUCCGACAUCGUCUCAAAGGCCACAUCUAUCGCCGAAGCCGCCAGCACCGGCGGAGCCGGCGCCAUCUCCUCCAUCGAAAGCGAGGCUUCUGCCGCCGCCAGCGAAGGCCGCUCUAUCGGCUCGGAGAUCACCAGCCGGGUUGUUACUGCAGUUUCUGCUCAGACUACUCUAACCGACUCCGCCGGCUCAACCACCGGUACCGAGUCCACUACCAUGACCAGCACAAUCUCCACUGGUUCUCCCAGCUCUUCCGGCUCUUCCGGCUCUUCCGACGCCUCCUCCACCUCUGACAAUGCCGCCUUCGCUCGUCCCACUGCUGUCGGCGCUGCUGCUGCGGGUAUGGCCGGUGUCCUUGGUCUUAUGGUUGCACUGUAA
Messenger RNA from Penicillium verrucosum, 516 nucleotides. RefSeq names its product putative GPI anchored protein. NCBI's taxonomy places the organism in Eukaryota, Fungi, Ascomycota, Eurotiomycetes, Eurotiales, Aspergillaceae. The coding region runs from base 1 to 516 and encodes 171 amino acids. The record is from RefSeq and is a predicted model, not a curated record. The transcript has a single exon.